Molecule: messenger RNA, 981 nt
Organism: Glycine soja
Lineage: Eukaryota; Viridiplantae; Streptophyta; Magnoliopsida; Fabales; Fabaceae
Product: putative HVA22-like protein g
Exons: 7
Coding region: 267-953 (228 amino acids)
Source: RefSeq, a predicted model, not a curated record
CUUCCACAUUUUGUUUGAGAGAAAGAGAGAAUCAGAGGCCAUUCUUCAAGAGGAUUAAACCACAUUACCUUCUAAAGAAUAAAAUCUCAACUUGUUAAAUUUCCUUAGGAAUUGGGUUUGGAGGCACCUCAAUUCCAACACCAUAAGGAUUUAACUUUGCGUGCCUCUGAAUCUCUCAAACGUGGGUCUCACAAUUUAAGUUGUAAGUUCAUUUGAUCCUUGUAAAACAACAGAGUUGCCGCCGUUUGUGUUAGUGGGAGUUGAAAAUGCUGGGGGAUUUCAUUAAUCGAAUCCUUAUACUCAUUCUGGGGUAUGCAUACCCUGCCUUCGAAUGCUAUAAAACCCUGGAGAAAAAUAAGGUCGAUAUUGAGGAACUUCUCUUCUGGUGUAAAUAUUGGAUCAUUAUGGCACAAUUCACUGUACUGGAAAAGUUUACAGAUAUAUUUAUUGGAUGGCUGCCAAUGUAUGGAUUGAUGAAGCUGGUGCUCUUUGUCUACUUGUGGUAUCCCAAAACUAAAGGGACAGGAUAUGUUUACGAGACUGUGUUGGGGCCUUACGUAUCAAGGCUGAUAAGUCAUGAACAUGACAUUGACAUGAAAUUAUUGGAGUUGAAGGCUACAGGAUGGGAUAAUGUCAUAUAUUACUGGCAAUACUGCGCCAAAUUUUGGCAAAGUGCUUUUGUCAAGGCUCUUCAGCACUUGGCUUCUCAAUCAAGUGGAUUUUCUGCCAACCCCAAUACAGAGAAUAAGGACGCGCAAGGUCAAAGUGUCCCACAAGCGCCUCCAAACCAGACCCAAUCGUCCUUCAUGAAGCAAAGCAGCACCCUAAGCAAAAGCAAGAAGUGGCCUCCAAGCCCCCCCAGUGAAAACCAAAACUCUCAAACCGAAUAUAUGGAUGAAGAAGAGGAAGAGCCAUGGGAACCCAAAUCCGUCACAAUCAACGGCCAACACUAGCGCGUGAGCGUCAAGGACAUUGAAUCAA